CGACUAAUUUCUCUCUUUGGGGACGCUUUCCCUCUCUCUCACGCAUCAGCAUCAGCAAUUAAGCAGCAGCACGUUCUCCUUCUCCUCCCCCUUUCUAAAACUUGACCUCUCCCCCCACCUCUCCAUUCUCCUUCUUCCCCCUCCCAAACAGGGAAUAUAAGAAAGUCACAUUCCUGUAUAAACAUAUAUAAUUGGGAGACAUAGCGGGUACAAUGCAGGCGGCAAGAACAGUACAAGUAGAGCAAUUAUCAGAUCUAGCGAGAGAGAGAGAAAUUCACGAGUUCUUCUCCUUUUCGGGUGAAAUUGAACACAUUGAGAUCCGCCGUGACCCGCCGCAGUCCAGGAUAGCCUUUGUUACCUUCAAGGACCCAAAAGCGCUCGAAAUCGCUUUAUUAUUAUCUGGAGCAACAAUUGUUGACCGGAUAGUUACAAUAACUCCUGCAGAAAACUAUGUACCACAAUAUGACAUCAGGGAAGUAAGAAUAGUUGAGAAUGCUGUGGACAUGUCUCAGGACAAUACGUCACCUGUUGCUGAGACCAAAAAUAGCUCUCCUAGGAGUGGAAAAGUGUAUGUUAAUAGAGCACAAGAUGUUGUCUCAAGUGUGCUUGCAAAGGGUUCAGCAAUAGGACAGGAUGCUCUAAAUAAGGCCAGGGCAUUUGAUGAGAAACACAAGUUAAGAGCCAAUGCAUCUGCAAGAGUUGCUUCCUUUGACAAGAGAGUUGGGUUAUCCGAAAAAUUCACAGUUGGAAUUUCUGUGGUGAAUGAGAAAGUUAAAUCUGUGGACCAGAGGCUGCAGGUUUCUGAUAAAACAAUGGCAGCAAUAUUGGCAGCAGAGAGAAAACUAAAUAACACAGGAUCAGCUGUCAAGUCAAGCAGGUAUGUUACAGCUGGAACGACUUGGCUGAAUGGUGCCUUCAGCAAAGUAGCAAGGGCGGGGCAAGUUGCUGGUACAAAAACUAGAGAGAAGUGGAACGUUGCACUGUCAAAUUUGACUGCAAAGGACCCUGCUAUUGUUGCGUAAUUCAUCUGCUUGGAGUUGCAAGAAGGGUUGCUGAGUUCUUUUAUGAUUCUUCAUUUGAUGAUGGUAUCUUGAUCUUCAGAAGUAUAUGUGGUCUGAGAUCUAGGAAUACGAACCUGGUGUGCAAUUUGUGCAUUUUUUCAUUGGUAUAUCGUUUGAGUCGAGGUAUUUUGCCAUUAGCAAUGUAAUUCAUCUUAGUUUAUGUGGUACUCUAUUGUGUCAGAUGGUGCCGUCUGAGUUAUGCGUUCAUAAUUCUUCAGCAUCCCAAUUCUUUAUAUUAGAUAUAACGUGCGAGGAAAAUUCGCAUAGCAUUUUUGCACA
Molecule: messenger RNA, 1340 nt
Organism: Coffea arabica (coffee)
Lineage: Eukaryota; Viridiplantae; Streptophyta; Magnoliopsida; Gentianales; Rubiaceae
Product: binding partner of ACD11 1
Molecular function (GO): RNA binding
Source: RefSeq, a predicted model, not a curated record